Emiliania huxleyi CCMP1516 is the source of this 618-nucleotide messenger RNA. RefSeq lists its product as hypothetical. The transcript has 4 exons. The record is from RefSeq and is a predicted model, not a curated record. Bases 1 to 618 code for a protein of 205 amino acids. Gene Ontology annotation, biological process: ribosome biogenesis; maturation of LSU-rRNA from tricistronic rRNA transcript (SSU-rRNA, 5.8S rRNA, LSU-rRNA). Gene Ontology annotation, cellular component: PeBoW complex; nucleolus. Gene Ontology annotation, molecular function: RNA binding. NCBI's taxonomy places the organism in Eukaryota, Haptophyta, Isochrysidales, Noelaerhabdaceae.
AUGGCAAAGGCCGGCGAGGCCGCCAAGGCGCGCGCUGAGAAGCGCUCCAACGUCAAGCAGAAGAAGAAGUUCGAGAACAAGAACAGCAUCGGCAAGACGCGCCGCAAGGUUGGCUCCGAGGCGCGGUACAUGACCCGCACCGCGGCCGUCAAGAAGCUGCAGGCGCGGGCAGCCCGGCCGCCUCUGGGAGCGGGUGGGGAUGACGCGCUGCCACGGCCGUCUAGCGGUGCGGGCAGCGGCAUUUUUCGUGUUUCGCCAACGGCGGGAUGGGAGCGGAGGGCUGCGGCGACGGUGACGCUCAAGGACUUCCGGCGGCUCUGCAUCCUCAAGGGCAUCUACCCGCGCGAGCCAAAGAAGAAGCACGAGAAGAAGGAGGCGAGGAGGCUCGACGCCAGGCGGCCUGUCUACAAGCUCGACCAUCUGGAGCUCGCGAAGAUGAUGAUGUCGCGCAAGAAGCGGCGGCUCUACGACCGGAUGCAGCACGGCAUCCAGAAGAAGGCGGUGGCCGCGGACGCGCUGCGCGCCAAGCGCGCGUCGCUCGAAGCCGCCGCCGCGAGCGCCAAGCCUCCUUCCGGCAAGGCCAAGGGCGGCGGCAAGUCCGCCCGGCGCAAGGCGUGA